AAUUUCCAUGUGUAAGGUCAUAUGGGCAACGUAUAUAAAACCUUCUGUGAGUUAGGGUUUUAGAAGUUUACAGUCCGGUGUCUUCUAGGGCUUUAGAAAAAGCGCAUAAAUUAACACAAUUCUCUGAACCAAGUGUCAACGGAGAAAAUGGGUUUCUGGGGAAUCGAAGUGAAACCAGGAAAGCCUCAUCCUUAUCAUUCUGACAAUGUGCAAGGAACUCUGCAUGUGACUCAGGCGACUUUAGGCCUUGGUUCGUCAACAGAGAAGGCCAUACUUCAGUGCUCUGUUGGAGAUAAGAACCCAAUUUUCUUGUGUUCCUUAUUGCCAAAUCAGAAUGAAUCUUGCUCCUUGAAUCUUGAAUUCAAUGAGGAUGAUUUGGUAACCUUCUCUGUCAUUGGUCCACGAAGCAUCCAUCUUUCUGGCUACUUUGUGGCUGAUGAUGGAGAUCACCUUCGAGAUGAAUAUGAUUCUGAUUCUUAUGGGGAGGAUAUCAUAGAGACUGAUACAGACGAGUCGUCUGAAUUUGAUACUGGAGACGAGUAUGAGGAUGACAUUGAUGAUGAUGACGACUUAUUCCCACCUUCACCUGUCCGUAAUAGUGGAGUUGUGAUUGAGGAGAUAGUGGAUGAUGAGAAACCAACGAAUGGGAAUGAUCGAUCAAAACGACUAAAGAAAAAGGAUCAAUCAAGUAACUCUGAGCAACAAAUUGUUGUCAAGAAUAGUACUGGUAUCUCAGUCUUGGAAAGUGAAGAUGAAGAUGGCUUUCCCAUUAAUAGUUCCGGUAAAAGCAAAGGAACUUCUCAAGAUUCCCAAGUGGAAGUGGUUGAUGAGAUGGGUAAGAAAUCAAGUGAAAAAUCUGAGAAGAAGAAAGCCAAAGACAGCAGUGAUGAGGGUACUGGAAAAAAAAGAAAGGUUAAAAGUGUGGACCACGAUGAUCAAACAGAGAAUUUUGAUUUCAGGAAAAAGAAGAAGAAAAAAGAGAAGCGUGAACAGAGACAAAUUAAAAAGGCUGUUAUCAGUAGUGAGGCUGAGGUUCUCUCAGAGGGUGAAAAUCAGCAGGAGGUGAAGAGUCUCAAUAUGAACCAGAAGGACCUUGACAAUGAAGCAUUCAAUUUGCCUGAUGAAGAUCACUCCAAGAAGAAAAAGAAGAAACAAAAGAAGAAGAAGAAGGCCCAGGAGAGUGACGGGGAUGGGAAAACAGGUCAGACUGUUUCAACUGUGCAAGAACAAGCUGCGGCUAAGCCAUCUCAAGUGAGAUCGUUUCCAAAUGGGCUGGUUAUAGAGGAGGUAGCAAUGGGAAAGCCAGAUGGGAAAAGAGCUUCUAAUGGAAAACAAGUCAGCGUCCACUAUAUUGGCAAACUAAAGAACGGUAAAAUGUUUGACUCUAAUGUGGGAAGAGCACCUUUUAAAUUCCGCCUAGGCAUUGGACAAGUUAUUAAGGGAUGGGAUGUUGGUGUCAACGGCAUGCGCGUGGGGGACAAACGAAGACUAACAAUUCCGCCAUCAAUGGGUUAUGGGGCAAAAGGAGCUGGGGGAAAGAUACCACCAAAUUCGUGGCUUGUGUUUGAUGUGGAAUUGGUUGAUGUUCAAUAAUCCGGCCUUUUUUUUUUCCUCUGCUUCAGUUUUGAAGCUCUUAACUGUUUUAGUAGCCGGCAAGAUGAUCACAGGAACGUAUUCUAAGAGACAGUAUAGGUUUUCUCUUUUGGCAAUUGUAAAAGUUUACCCUUAUCAUAUGUUCCAAUGGGAGUUGUGAGAUUAAAUUCUGUAAGCGCAAAUUUUGUGGAACACACAGUACUUUAUUAUGUUUCAGUAAGGCAUUUUUGACCAGCAAUAGCCACGAUAUAAUAAAGCUAAAUAUUUUAAU
Mangifera indica (mango) is the source of this 1864-nucleotide messenger RNA. Its product is annotated as peptidyl-prolyl cis-trans isomerase FKBP53. The record is from RefSeq and is a predicted model, not a curated record. The transcript is spliced from 11 exons. Bases 148 to 1593 code for a protein of 481 amino acids. Gene Ontology annotation, molecular function: peptidyl-prolyl cis-trans isomerase activity. Lineage: Eukaryota; Viridiplantae; Streptophyta; Magnoliopsida; Sapindales; Anacardiaceae.